Trifolium pratense (red clover) is the source of this 2435-nucleotide messenger RNA. RefSeq names its product L-type lectin-domain containing receptor kinase IX.1-like. Gene Ontology annotation, cellular component: plasma membrane. Lineage: Eukaryota; Viridiplantae; Streptophyta; Magnoliopsida; Fabales; Fabaceae. The coding region runs from base 221 to 2251 and encodes 676 amino acids. The record is from RefSeq and is a predicted model, not a curated record. Gene Ontology annotation, biological process: protein phosphorylation. The transcript has a single exon. Gene Ontology annotation, molecular function: carbohydrate binding; protein kinase activity; ATP binding.
UAAACAUUGAAUCUGAAGUAAAAUCAAAAUAUGAGCAUAUCCGGCCUAUAGGUCAAUAUAUAAUUUGUUUUCUUCUUCUCCAAGUAAUAUAUAAUUUAUUAUGUUAUUCAAUUCAAUCUGAUUGAACUAUUCACAUGUUACAUGAAUAUGAACUUAUUUUAUUCUUUUAUGUAGCUGUCAUAGUGUCAUUUGAUGCAACCACGUUCAAAUUAUCAUUUAUAUGUUGAAGAUCAUCGUCAAAAAUUGUCAAACCUCAUCUUUUCUGUUGAUCUCUUUAGAAACUCAAAGAAUGGCUCCUAGUUUGUAUACCAUUCCCCUCUUCUUCUUGUCCUUGAUUUUCUUCAUCGUCCCUUCUUAUUCAAUUCACUUCCGAAUUCCCCGUUUUAAUCCAAGUGAUGCUAACAUAAUCUACCAAGGUUCUGCAGCACAAGAUGAUGGAGAAGUUAACUUCAACAUCAAUGAAAAAUAUUCAUGUCAAGUUGGAAGGGUCAUUUAUGCCAAAAAAGUGUUACUUUGGGACUCAAACACAGGUCAACUCACUGACUUCACAACCGAUUACACUUUCAUCAUCAACACUCAAAAUUAUGCUAUUUCUAAAUAUGGUCAUGGACUUGCUUUUUUCUUGGCUCCUUUUGGAUUUGAAAUCCCACCCAAUUCUUCUGGUGGCUUUUUUGGCCUAUUUAACACCACAACAAUGGAUUCAUCAACAAGUAACCAAAUUGUUCAUGUGGAGUUUGAUUCUUACCCAAAUUAUGAAUGGAAUGAGACAAUACAACAUGUUGGAAUCAACAAUAAUUCAAUCAUUUCAUCAGUAUCAACACCUUGGAAUGCAAGUUUCCAUAGUGGUGACACUGCUGAGGUAAGUAUUAGCUACAAUUCUAUUACCAAGAAUUUGACUGUAUCUUGGAAAUAUCAAACCACCUCUAAUCCACAAGAGAAAAAUAGUCUCUCAUAUAAAAUUGAUUUGAUGAAAGUUUUACCAGAAUGGAUUACUGUAGGAUUUUCUGCUGCAACAGGUUCCAUUGCAGAAGUAAAUAGUCUUUUGUCAUGGGAAUUUAAUUCAACUUUGGACAAAACUGAUGAUAGUAAUUCAAAAGAGACGAGAUUGAUUCUGAUAGUAACAGUUUCUUGUGGAGUUGUGAUAUUAGUAGUGGUAGCAUUUGUAGCAUAUGUAAUACUAAAGAAGAAAAGAAAGAAAAGUGAAAAGCAGAGGGAAGAGGCUAUGCAUUUAACUUCAAUGAAUGAUGAUCUUGAAAGAGGAGCAGGGCCAAGAAGAUUUACCUACAAAGAACUUGAUUUGGCUACCAAUAACUUCUCUAAGGAUAGAAAAUUGGGUCAAGGUGGAUUUGGAGCUGUUUUUAAAGGCUACUUUGUUGAUUUAGAUUUACAAGUUGCUGUAAAGAAAAUAUCAAGAGGAUCAAGACAAGGUAAGAAAGAGUAUGUAACUGAAGUUAAAGUCAUUAGUCAACUAAGACAUAGGAAUCUUGUGAAGCUCUUAGGUUGGUGUCAUGACAAAGGUGAGUUUCUUCUUGUUUAUGAGUUUAUGCCAAAUGGUAGUCUUGAUUCUCAUUUAUUUGGUAAAAGAACACCUCUUUCUUGGAGUGUAAGGCACAAAAUAGCUCUUGGAUUAGCCUCUGGUUUGCUUUAUCUACAUGAAGAAUGGGAGAGGUGUGUGGUACAUAGAGAUAUUAAAUCAAGUAAUGUUAUGUUAGAUUCUAGUUUCAAUGUCAAGCUUGGUGAUUUUGGGUUGGCUAAAUUAAUGGAUCACGAACUCGGGCCACAAACAACUGGGUUAGCAGGAACAUUCGGCUAUUUAGCUCCGGAAUAUGUGAGUACAGGCAGGGCUAGUAAAGAGUCAGAUGUGUAUAGUUUUGGGAUAGUUGUGAUGGAGAUAACUACCGGAAAGAAAGCUACCGAAGUAAUCAAAGAAAAAGAUGAAGAGAAGGGAAUGAUUGAAUGGGUUUGGGAUCAUUAUGGAAGAGGAGAGUUACUUGUGGCCAUGGAUGAGAAUUUGAAAAGGGAUUUUGAUGAGAAACAAGUAGAGUGUUUGAUGAUUGUUGGUUUAUGGUGUGCACAUCCUGAUGUAAAUCUUAGACCGUCGAUUAGACAAGCGAUUCAAGUGUUUAAUUUUGAGGUUUCAUUGCCAAAUCUUCCACCAAAGAGACCUGUUGCAACUUAUCAUGCUCCUCCUACACCUUCUGUAAGCUCAGUUGAAGCUUCCAUAACCAAUAGCCUUCAAGAUGGUCGUUAACUGAUACUUGGUCAAUGGACUCAUGACACGGUGUUAUGUUUCUCCUUUUCUUGCUAUGGUUUAUAAAUAAAAAUUAUUGUCUUGAUCACUCUGUACCAUGAUAUAUAUUUUAUUGGUUUAGCUUUGAAUGUAAUUAAGGUUUUAAAUAUAAUAUUAUUUGAGAAAUAAACUAUCUUAUCAUAAC